CCCUGUGUCACAGUAGGUGCUGACACAAAAAUAUUUUCACUGCUCAAUGACCCAAAGUGCAGGGUAAUGGACCAAAAAAUGUAGCUCUCCGCCGGCAAGUGGUGGCGUCUCCAAAUGAUUGAAAAAUUUUCGAGAGGGACGGUAAACAACAUACAAUCAAUGAAUCAGAAAGACUGAUGACAAAAAGGGUGUAAACUAUAUUUUAUUUAAAUCCUCUUUUGGUGUACCUUUUAUUUUAUGUUAUUGAAUUUUCUUUGCCUAAAGAAAAGGGAAGAUGUCGGAAGAUAUGAGAGGCUCAGAGAAUUUCCUGUAAGACCAUAUCAAAAGGAAAAGAACGGUGUUGUCGUUGGCAAUGAACCUAAAAAAUCUCAAAAACCAAGAGUUUCUCUCAAAACAUGCAUUGUUAUUUUCGUCAGUAUAUGUCUCAUUGUCGGCUUUGUAACGAUGGCAUCACUGUUUGCUGUUAAGCUCAAUAAUAAUUAUGGAAACAAUGUUGUACUAGAGGAUCAGAAAAGAAUCAUCGAACUAAACCAGUCACUGCAGCUGCAAACAAGCCGUUUAAAAAAUAUAAUUGAGUCUCCACACUUAUGGUCAACCAAUGGAAGGUCCAUUUACAUAUCAUUUCUCAGCCGUUUGACUUGGACACAGUCUCAGGCUUGGUGCUCUGGUAUUGGUGGAAAAUUAGCAGAAAUUGAAACCGAAAAAGAGAAUGAUUUUAUUGUGAACAACUCUUUGAGUGAGGCAACCACCGUUGGGGAUGGUGUAUGGGUAGGCGGCACAAACAAAGAGACCGAGGGACUUUGGAAGUGGGCGUCUACAAAUACAAAUAUAACAUUCUUCAACUGGAAAGAAAAUGAACCAAACAAUUAUCUCGAACAAGAAAACUGUCUGGAACUAGCAGGGAUGGAGGGGUGGUUAUGGAAUGAUAAUUAUUGUGAGCACAGCUUGAGAUUUCUAUGUGAAUUCGUUAAGGGUAAUUAAAUAUCUGACUCUUAUUUCUAGAAAGGAGUAUUUUUCUGCAUUUUCAUAUUUAUAUCCUUUGUACAUGUUUUUCUCGAAUGUUGCCAUAAAAGAUACCAAUUUUUUUUUUA
Saccostrea cuccullata (small rock oyster) is the source of this 1091-nucleotide messenger RNA. Its product is annotated as C-type lectin lectoxin-Phi1-like. The coding region runs from base 238 to 981 and encodes 247 amino acids. The transcript is spliced from 7 exons. The record is from RefSeq and is a predicted model, not a curated record. Lineage: Eukaryota; Metazoa; Mollusca; Bivalvia; Ostreida; Ostreidae.